Messenger RNA from Periconia digitata, 2094 nucleotides. The record is from the annotation of a GenBank genome assembly. NCBI's taxonomy places the organism in Eukaryota, Fungi, Ascomycota, Dothideomycetes, Pleosporales, Periconiaceae.
CCACAUCCGACGCCAUGACAUUGUGCUAUUGUCAGACAUGGCAAUGUGCCAUUUUGCCAUCGGGCCAUGCGUACAUACCUUAGCUAUGUGCCUGCGCUGUACUGUAUUGAGUUGGCUGUGCAUGCGGCUUGUUACGUACCUAUAUGCAUGCGCAACCCUACAAUGCCUACAUAGGCAUCUAUCCACGGUGGAAACAAAAGGCCAAAUGAGAUAUGCCGCAUUUCCAAUCCACACUUCCCCCCGCCCGGCCCGCCGUUGUCAGGUACUUGAGCAGGUAUUCCUCCCCCAGUGCCCCUUCGAUUCGAGACAAGACCAAGCACGGGCCGAUGGUGCGGGGAGAGAUGGCCCGAGGCGAUGCCCCAAACACAUCAUUGCCGUCACAAUCCUGCGUCUUCCGCUCACGCCAGUGCUCGCCACCCAUCGUAAUCGGAGCCGACAUUGGAGCAUAAGAAUCAAGCGCUGCCGCCCAUUGCAAUUAAGCCUGCUGGCAGGAAAUCCGAAUUGUCGUCGUUUGCCCUAUUCCGUCCGCUCUUCAAUCAGCUCGUCGGGUGACCCUUGUCCGCCUCCACCAACGCCAUCAUGAAUCGCGACAACAGCAAUACGCAAAACGUCAAACUCACAGGCCAAGAUGUCGCCAAGCAUGACAACAAGGACUCAUGCUGGGUCAUUGUUCAUGGUCGCGCCUACGAUGUGACCGAGUUUCUCCCUGAGCACCCUGGAGGGAGCAAGAUCAUACUCAAGUAUGCAGGCAAGGACGCGACCGAGGAAUUCGAGCCUAUACAUCCGCCCGACACCCUAGACAAGUACCUCGACAAGUCAAAACACCUGGGCGAGGUUGAUAUGAAUACCGUUGAGCACGAGGAAAAAGAGUUUGAUCCUGAGGAAGAGGAGAGGCAAAAGCGCAUCGAGACCAUGCCCAUCUUGGAGCAGUGCUACAACCUGAUGGACUUCGAGGCUGUCGCGAGGAAGACCAUGAAGAAAUCGGCAUGGGCUUAUUACUCUAGCGGUGCCGAUGACGAGAUUACUAUGCGCGAAAACCACAGUGCUUUCCACAAGAUUUGGUUUCGACCACGAGUGCUCGUUGACGUGGAAAAGGUCGAUUCCUCCACUACCAUGCUCGGAGCCAAGGUCGAUAUCCCCUUCUACAUUACCGCAACCGCUUUGGGGAAACUUGGGAAUCCCGAGGGCGAGGUCAUCCUGACAAGAGGCGCAAAGAAACACAACGUGGUACAGAUGAUCCCAACACUGGCAUCGUGCUCUUUUGAUGAAAUCGUCGAUGCCGCUGAAGAUGGCCAGGUACAAUGGCUGCAGCUCUAUGUGAACAAAGAUCGCGAAGUCACCAAGAAGAUUGUGCAGCAUGCCGAGAAGCGUGGAUGCAAGGGUCUAUUCAUCACCGUGGACGCACCGCAGCUGGGGCGUCGUGAAAAAGACAUGCGUUCCAAGUUCUCCGAUGUCGGUUCCAAUGUUCAAUCAUCAUCAGGCAACGAUGUUGAUCGAAGUCAAGGUGCUGCACGCGCCAUUUCAUCCUUUAUUGACCCCAGCCUGAGCUGGAAAGACAUCCCAUGGUUCCUGAGUAUCACGAAGAUGCCCAUCUUACUUAAGGGUGUGCAGUGUGUGGAGGACGUCAUCCGCGCUAUCGAAGCUGGCGUACACGGUGUUGUCUUGUCCAACCAUGGAGGGCGGCAACUCGAUUUUGCGCGCUCCGGCAUCGAAGUGCUUGCCGAAGUGAUGCCUGUUCUUCGCGAACGGGGUUGGCAAGAUCGGAUCGAGAUAUAUAUUGACGGCGGUGUGCGACGAGCAACCGAUAUCAUCAAAGCUGUAUGCCUAGGCGCAAAGGGAGUUGGUAUCGGUCGACCAUUCCUCUAUGCCAUGUCAGCAUACGGAUUGCCAGGUGUGGAUCGUGCGAUCCAAUUACUCAAAGACGAGAUGGAGAUGAACAUGCGAUUGAUCGGAGCCUCCAAGAUAUCUGACCUGAACCCAACUCUGGUAGACACGCGGGGCCUCAGCAUGCAUACAGCUACUGUUCCGGAAGAUACACUGGGUCGCAACGUGUAUGAUCCACUCAUUGGCCCCAAAGAAAAGGCCAAGCUAUAA